This is a messenger RNA of Entrophospora sp. SA101, 138 nucleotides long. NCBI's taxonomy places the organism in Eukaryota, Fungi, Glomeromycota, Glomeromycetes, Entrophosporales, Entrophosporaceae. The record is from the annotation of a GenBank genome assembly.
AUGACCGAAGGUUUACAGAAGGUUUUUGAACAUCCGAAAAUUUUAGAUGUGGAUUUUGGUGGUGGUAAAAAUGAUGUCGGUAGAAGUGAUGGCCGUGACAAUAACAAUCAUAAAAAGAGCGGACUUUACAAUAGAUGA